CCGGGGCAGGGGCAGUGCAGUGGGUACACUGCGCUCUGGAGCAGGUAACCUUCCAACUGCACUCCGCGAGGAGCGGCGCUCGCCUUGCUUCGGCCCUGGGGCCCCUCACGGUGUUUGGAUUCGACUCAGCUGCUCAACCUCUUCGUCCUUGCCAAUGUCAUGGGGACACUUUGGCGAGCACGCGUGGAACGUCUUGACUCUCUAAGGCCUGCGGGAUUGGACGCCGCUAGUUGUGAAAGUUCGAGAAUGGCUCCCCACCUGGAGAGGCCUCCAAGACCCCCGGGUCUCCUUAAGCGGACGAGCUGAGAGUCUGGAGUUCCGAGCGCGCCCCGGCAGGGCCAGAGACUUGGAUUUGGAUGACGCCGAGACGAACUUUUCAAACACAAGGGACCCAAGGAUGGAAGGGUGCCACCAAGCCCUGAGGUGUUCCUGGGAGCCACUGAAGGUUGUGGAGAGAGGGAUGCUGCCGGACAGGGCUGGGAGCCGGCAGCAGACUAGAUGGGAGCAAACCCCAUGCAGCGCUGGGCCUUGGGACAGGGUGAGCUUGCUGAAGAGCAAGGAGCACGCAGGUGCCGCUGGCUUGGAGAGCACUAAGGGAGUCUGCGGUGUUGCUGUGGGCUACCCUCUGGAUACAGUGAAGGUCAGGAUCCAGACUGAGGCCAAGUAUACCAGCAUUUGGCACUGCAUCCGGAACACGUACAGUCAAGAGCGGGUGUGGGGCUUCUACCGGGGCCUCUCACUGCCCGUGUGCACUGUGUCCCUGGUGUCGUCUGUUUCUUUUGGCACCUACCACCACUGCCUGGCUCACAUUUGCCGCUUCCGGUACGGCAGCACUGACGCCAAGCCCACCAAGGCUGAUAUCACACUUUCAGGAGGCGCCUCUGGCCUUGUCCGGGUGUUCUUGACAUCACCCACAGAGGUGGCCAAGGUCCGCCUGCAGACACAGGCCCAAGCUCAGACACAGCAGCGGCGGCCCUCAGCCUCCUGGACAUCAGUGGCUCCUGCUUUGUGUCCUGCAACCAAUGCAUGUCUGGAACCAAGGCCCAAGUACCAUGGGCCGCUGCACUGUUUAGUCACAGUGGCCCGCGAAGAGGGGCUUCGGGGGCUCUACAAGGGCAGCUCAGCUCUGCUCCUUCGUGACGGUCACUCUUUUGCUACCUACUUCCUCUCUUAUGCCAUGCUCUGUGAGUGGCUCACCCCAGCUGGCCAUAGCCAGCCAGAUGUCCUAGGUGUGCUGGUGGCUGGCGGAUGUGCGGGCGUCCUGGCCUGGGCCGUGGCCACUCCCAUGGAUGUGAUCAAGUCACGUCUGCAGGCAGACGGGCAGGGCCAGCAGCGCUACCGGGGCCUCCUGCACUGUGUGGUGACCAGCGUGCGGGAGGAGGGCCCCAGGGUGCUCUUCAAAGGGCUGACGCUCAACUGCUGCCGUGCCUUUCCUGUCAAUAUGGUGGUCUUCGUGGCCUAUGAGGCUGUGCUGCGGCUCACUCGGAGACUGUUCACAUAGGGCCACUGGGUCGGUAGCAGCCAGCUCACAGCCGCUGGAGGCCAACGGGAGCAUGGUUGGGUUCAGGACCCCACAGGGCUGUCACUGGAACAGCAGAGGGCCUUCUGUGCAGUGACUUAGGUGAGGCCUGAGCUUGGCCUGCCCAGCUGCUGCUCACAAAGUCAGGGGGUUGAUCUGCUUGGGGGGUCACGAGUCAAGGCUGUGUGGGUCUCCUUGAUGAGGAUGUGCCACUUGGAGUCAUUUGUCGCCGAGCAACUGUUCAUUCCUGAGUGUCCUCCCUUGUCCACACCCAUGACCUCAGAGCAUUCUCUCACCAGCCCCAGUUCCACUCAUCUUGUAAUCCACACUCUUCCCUUAAGAGACAAGUGAGGGACCAGACAGCAAGCUGAACCAUCUGGCUACAGGCUGGGCUUGUUCCCUGUCCCAGGCUGUCCAAGAGGGCCCAGAGUCCUCAUUGUCCCACGAGCUGGUGUGGGGCUUCACUGAGUACGCAUUUACACUGCUUGCCACAUAAAGACCCUGGAACCUGGGUCAAUAAAUGUUUCUGAGGUUGCUUA
Microtus oregoni (creeping vole) is the source of this 2058-nucleotide messenger RNA. It is a transcript of the gene Slc25a47, whose product is annotated as solute carrier family 25 member 47. Gene Ontology annotation, molecular function: transmembrane transporter activity. The coding region runs from base 398 to 1501 and encodes 367 amino acids. Lineage: Eukaryota; Metazoa; Chordata; Mammalia; Rodentia; Cricetidae. The record is from RefSeq and is a predicted model, not a curated record. The transcript has 6 exons. Gene Ontology annotation, biological process: transmembrane transport. Gene Ontology annotation, cellular component: mitochondrion.